UAGAGACACGUUCAAUUAUUUGUAGCAGCUCCCAGAGACAUACUUGACAGUUUAACAGCUUUAACUUCUCACCGGUGUGACAUCAAAGCCCUCCUGACCAUGGCAUUUUGGGCGCAGACAGCUUUCUUGCUUAUCAACAUCAUAGCAUCACCGGUAAGAGGGAGAGUGGAAAAAGAGCUGUCUCCAGAGUGCAGAGAAUUCCUCUACAUGGGAACACCACCGACUGGGCUGGAGCACCACAACCUCCAGUUCAUUUGUCAACGGUACAACAAGAAGCCACGUUACGUGACGCUGUACAACACUGUGGACCAUAUACCUGUCUACUCUGCCUACACUUUCAAACGCUCAGAGGGAGAGAAAUGUGUGGAUGUCCCAUGGAUGUAUGAACCUCAGCUAUCUACAUCCUCUGAUACAGAUGAGAUGCAGCCUUUCCCACGUGGUUACAUGCACAUGAAUUUUGAAGACGCCCAAGCUGUUCUGGAUGAUUAUACAAAUGCCAUCCUUCACGAGCGUGGUACCCUCAACCCAGACGAGCAUCAGAACGAACCUGAUGACAAGGCCUCCACCUACACCCUCACCAAUGUCGUGCCCAUGGUGCCCGACUUCAACAACAGAGUCUGGAACAAACAGGAGCACAUCAUCCGCAAACGGCUUAACAACUACUGUCGUGGAUCAGCUUACAUUGUCACCGGUAUCACCACCUCGGGGAAGAUGAUCCGCCGGCAAAACAUCAACCGUGUUGCAGUGCCCACAUACUUGUGGUCAGCUUAUUGCUGUGCUGACUACGACCACAACGCACCUUAUAAUGAGCGCUAUAAGUUCCCAUCUUUUGCUCACUAUGGUCUCAAUGAAGAGAACAAAGAGGUUGUGGAAAUCUCCGUCCAGAAGCUGAAGGAGUUCCUCAAGAAGACAACCUUUGUAGAUCAGAACUUUCAGAUCUUUGUGAAUGACUGUGUCCCACCAGCGUCCAGUAAAACUGAUUAGGGAAAUUAGCUAUAAGGCAGCAAAGUUCAAUUUGGCUAUAACUAUCCAACUCAUGUUCUGUUUCUUCAGCAGACAGUUUGACUUGUCAUAGUAAGAGAAGCAGAGGUGUUACUGAUAAGAUUAACAAUGGCUCCAGUAAGUUUAAGGCUGUAUUCAAAGCUGCCCACUACACCACAGUGCACACUGAUUUGGCCUAAAUGUAGUAUGCAGUAUUCCAAAAAUAUGUCAUACGGAUGUCAUACUGAUUCAGAAAAAAUCUCCAGUUGCAUCGAACCAGUCUACCUCGCAUACUGUGUCCCAUAAUGCAAAGCGCUAAAAUGGUCACAAAAACCGGUCUUUAAAAAAAAAAGGUAAUCUUUAUUUAAUCAGGCAGUCUCAACAAUUAGUCAAUGUUGAAAUGGCGAACAGCACCAUCCCUGAAUCAGUGAUGGAUAAGGAGGAAUGUAUCUGCUCUGUUCCUGAUAACAAUACAUAUAAACUCAAUGUUGGAUUUAAGUUAUGUAUGUCAUGUUGUUUUCUUAUUGACAGCUCGCUAAGCCUGUCUUCGUAAUAUCAAACAUUAGCUUAGCAGGCUUAAUAAGCAUUAUGGCUUUGUCAUGGAAUGUUCAAAUGGAGCCAGCUAUAACAUUCCAUUCAUUACAGAUCGGCUGUAGCCUUGUUCUCCUUACACAAGAUUAAAUUAAAUAUAGAAAUAGAAUUAAUAAUUAGAACUUCAUGAGUGGAAACCGGAUAAGCCUUGCUCGCUUACUGCAAAAUAAACUGAUUUAACAGUUUCAUGCCGCAUACUUUAAUGAAACGUAGUAUGCAAUAUGUAGUACGUACUGCAUACUGCAUACUGCAUACUGCAUACUGCGGUCGCUGGUAGUAUGUAGUAAGCACCUACAAAUUCAAGUAAGUGACCCAGUAUGUCAUGCCAGUGUGACAGUGAGCCGGCAUGUACAAUACAAGGACGCUAAAACUGAAACAGCUCAAUGGAAUUCAGCCACAAUUAAUUUUAUUAUUAACUCCUGAGCUUUUCCUACUGUGACAUGUCAAAAUGUAUUCUGUGACAGAGGUCUAUAGCCUAUUGGAGUAGCUAACAUGUAAUUUGUAUCAGUAAAAAGAAUAUACACUGCUUUGUCAUAUUUGCAGUAAUAAACCUUUGCAAACCGUAA
Micropterus salmoides (largemouth bass) is the source of this 2138-nucleotide messenger RNA. RefSeq names its product endonuclease domain-containing 1 protein-like. The transcript has 2 exons. Lineage: Eukaryota; Metazoa; Chordata; Actinopteri; Centrarchiformes; Centrarchidae. The record is from RefSeq and is a predicted model, not a curated record. The coding region runs from base 100 to 984 and encodes 294 amino acids. Gene Ontology annotation, molecular function: nucleic acid binding; metal ion binding; hydrolase activity.